Molecule: messenger RNA, 4085 nt
Organism: Linum trigynum
Lineage: Eukaryota; Viridiplantae; Streptophyta; Magnoliopsida; Malpighiales; Linaceae
Source: the annotation of a GenBank genome assembly
AAUUAGGUAUAAUCAUAUUGUGCUUUUGCUUUUAUAUGAUCUUGUUACUGCUAUGAGCUCAUUUAUUUUGGAUUUGUACCAUCCCUUCAUAUUGAGUACCCAAUGCUCUUUGAGCUCCAUAACCCUUCAGUUAAUCAACGGGUCACACAUUGUGGAGUUCUUGAAUUCUUUGCAUAAUAUUGGCUACACUUUUUGCUUAUCUAAUCCAGAACAUGUUUGUCCCCACAUAUACAAAUGUAUAUUUUGGUUUCUUCUUCUUCCUACAACUUCGGCCAACUCAACCGGACAUCAAUAGCUCUGAUUGGGUUCCCGACCUAACCAAUUACAAUAAUGAUUUUUUGUGUCAAGAUUUUCGCACGGAGUUAAACCUUUUUGCUAUUGAGUGGGCAAAGAAUUAGUCUCCGCAUCAUCGAUCUCAGCAUUCCCUAUAGUUUCCGGUGGCCAUGCCUCAUCCAGCACCUCUUUGCAUGGCCCAGUGGAGCUCAAAAGAUACACAUCACCGGAAUCGAUUUACCCCAGCCAGGAUUCUGCCCCACACAGUUGGUAGGGGAAACCAGUCGACAGUUUUUUUCACAACACUCUAAACGACGAUCGUUUGGUUUAAAUAGGGCCUUUGUAAAAGCUACACAAAAUCGUAUAAUAACACACUAGAAUCGCGUUUUUGUCAUUUUUUUGCAUUUUUAUCGAUUUUACUCACGUUUUUAUCCUCUUAUUUUUACUAAGCGAUUUUAGGUACAAAUUAAAUCAUUUUAGUGGUCUAGAUAUGUAAAAACGUACGUUUUUACAUUUUAAUGCGCGAUUUUGACUGCAAUGGUUUUAAGUUUGUCAAUGUAAAUCUCUUGGAACACCCUUCGACAUUUUAAUAAUAUGUCGCUUGGACAAAAUGCAAUGAGAUUUUAAUAUUGUGUUCGUUCAGGACAAAAUAUAAUUGUUUACCUUAUUAACUUUUUUCUUUUCUUAAUCGUAAAGCUAAAAUAUCAAUUUGUGAAAACUGAAAAAUGAUACCCCAUAUCAGCAGAUCCGUCUAUAUUAUAGUUUCUAACUUGGGGAAAAUAUCUCAAUCCGUCUAUAUUAUAGUUUCUAACAUGGGGAAAAUAUCUCAAUCAGUUGGAGCGGGAAAAUAUAUCAGAACAUUUGGACAAUUGUGGACCAAAUCGGACCCACAGUUUAGUCCGGACUAUAGGCCAUUAAGAAUGGUAAGGUAUGGUCUAUGAUUUGUAUUAUCGGAUGUAUUAAUCUCUUGGUUUGGUCUUAUUUAGACUGUGGUUUACUAGACCAAACUGAGGACCCCACCCAGUUCCCAAUUCUUGUUGGCAGCUCACUCGACCUCUCUCCCAACUCCUCAACGAAACCCAAGUCUCAACCCUAAUUUUGUGAAUCCCAUCCACUCCUUCAUUCAUAAACCACACUUCGUCAAGAGUAGAAUUGAUCUUGUCUCUGUAUGACAUUAUGUUAAUGUUUAUGACGUUAUGGUGCAAGGUGAGUUGCUCUAACUUUAUGUUUUUGCUACGGGAAAAUACCACUACAACAUUCGAACUAUCCGAAAAAUUCCACUUGUGUCCUAUUGUAUUUAAUACUCGAUUUGUAUCCUAAACUAUUUACCCAUUAGUGUUUACUGAUGUUGACCAUGAGUAUUUAACAGAAAGUCUAGUCAGCGUUGGUGUGGCAUCUAACUGUAAUUUUUAAAUAAUUAAAUAAUAGUAAAAAUUAGAAAAAAAACUAAAUAAGUCCUAUCUCAUUUACCUGAAUGCCCCCUCUCGGCCUCGAGCCUCCUCUUACUGGCGGUGAUCCUUCAACUCUGACUCAACAAUCUUCUCCAAUGUUGGUGAGCAAGAGAGCUUUCAUCGUGUCAACAAGUCCCUCGUCGACAUCGAAGUUUCAUCCCAGCCACCGUCGAUCUUUGUCACCACCACCUCUGAGUCCUCCACUCUACUCUUCGAACCCAAAAAUGUUGUGGAUUUCCAUCUGGCUCCCUCACCCCGCGCGCUCCAAUCACCUUAAACUCCAAAUUAAGGCCCGUGUAACGACCUCUUCUCACUCCAGAAUGUAUUACCAUGCUUUAUUCAUGGUUUCAAUCUCCGAUUGAGUUGAAUUGAACAAAUCCUAUUUUGGCAAAAUUAGGGUUCUUUAAAAAUGGUAACAGGUUUUCAUUUCCUAGGCAAAGAUCACAACGAUUAUGGGCACACUUGGAUCUGGAAGCCGAAGUCGACAAACAAAAAAGGAUAUUGACUCUUUCCUUAUUGAAACCCUCUACCUCAUCCCUUGAAACCCUACGCCCUCCUUGAUUCUCUUUCUGUCUGACUAUGCUCGUUAGCUUCCAUUUUAAUCAUCCUGCUAUCUGGUGGAACUGAACUGAAAAUGGGAGAGAUGAAGGUGGUGGGGAGGUGAUUGGCCACAACAUUGCUGGGAAAGGAGAGGCAAAGCUAGUGGUGGGGGAAUGAUAUUGCGGGGAAGGGGAAGAAGUUGAGAAGGGGAGAUUGGGGAGGGCAGAGCCAAUAACUAUUUUAUAUUUUAAUGUUCUAAGAAUUUUGUAUUUUUCUUAUUAUAAUUUAGUUUAAAUAAUUUAUUUUUUUAUUAAAUAAUAACAUGUCAAUGACGUGGUAUCCAAGUCGAUAUCAAUUUUAUACCACAUCUGCGAAAGUCAACACUAGUUUAUCUUCAGUCCGGUCAAUAUUUAUCUAUAGCGGUCAACGUAAGACGUUAUGACACAAAUAUCACAAACUAAUAUAGUUCAUGAUAAAAAUGGAAUAUUUAAUAAAAUAGGACACAAGUGACAUUUUUCUGAUAGCUUGGGUGUUGUAGUGGUAUUUUGCCUUUUGUUAUUUACUUGGGUUUAUGAUAUCAAAAUUAUGCAUGUGUUGCAAUUCAUGUUUUAAGGGGGAAUACAUAUUUCUUUCUUGGUUAUUUGUCAAUUUUUCAUGUGCUUGACUACAAAACUGUCCAGCUUUCAUUUAAUAUGAUCUGCAUGGUACUGACUGUACUAAACCACACCGCACAUGCAUGAUUUGUUAUAGAUCGUGUUUAGUUUUCUUCAUGAUUUAUAAUUCAGUUUCUCGGUCUGAAUUAGGACUGCAAAUGAGCCAAGUCGCGAGCAACUCGGCGAUCGUAUCGGAAAGAACUCGUUCGAUACUCGACUCGUUAUUUAACAAGUCGGCUCGCGAGCCUUGUACUCAGCUUGACAAGCUGGGUUAAUGAGCAUUUAUCGAGCUCUACCGAGUCAAGCUCGGGCUAGAUUAUUUUUUUCAAAUCGAGCUUGAGCUCGAGCUGGAUUAUCAAAAUUCAAGUUCGAGCCGAGCUCGAGCUAAAAAAUAUAUAAACAAGUAGAGCUCAAUCUAAGCAAAAACUCGACUCAGCACGUUUGCAACCCUAUUCUAAAUAGGGUUAUAGGUAUAAUAUGCCCUUCUACUAUGACGUUUUAUCAAACAUGCCCCUUUACUAUUUUUUACAUCAAACAUGCCCCUGUACUUUGUAAAAAUGAUCAAACAUGCCCUUUUGUUAAAAUUUUCAUCCAAAAACCAUUAACCAUGGCCGAACUUUGGUUUGUGGGACACAAAUAUCUAGAAUAUCCCUAAUAAUUUCACUUUAGAAUUUAUUUUGGUUAUUUUGUAUAGCCAAAUAAUUCAAAUAAUUUCACUUUGAAGAGACCUAGAGGAAUAAAACGGGGGACAAAACUAUCAUUUUCCCUCCCAUUUGCCGAUGUCGGGUCGUCUAAAUAUCGGUUCAACCAUGAUUGACGAUUUUUUCAAUCGAAAUUUUAAUGGAAGGACAUGUUUGAUAAUUUUUUCAAAGUACAGGGGCAUGUUUGAUGUAAAAAAUAAUAGAGGGGCAUGUUUGAUAGAACGUCAUAGUAGAGAGGCAUAUUAUACCUAUAACCCUUCUAAAUAAUAGACCGUAUAUAACCAUACUAGCAUGGGGCCCCACCAGUUGGCCGGAGGAAGGUUAGUUAUGAAAUUUUAGAAUGUAAUGGGGUGUAUAGCUUAUUGUUAUAUAGUUUUGUUUUGUUUUUUUGAAACACAUGAUAAAGAUAGUGAAUUUUAGCAGGAAAGAGGCGUGGAUGAUGCAACGAAUAAAAAAUCAGCCUUAUG